AUGCAUCUCAAAAUUGCCUUGCUAUGUCCUUUUUUCCUAUCGGCAUUAGCGACACCCGUCCCUGAUGUCUCUUUAGCGACACGCGAAGCCUCGACUUUUGUUUCCAGGCUGGAGAAUACUCUGAAAGGACUCGGUGCAUUGACCAAAGGCGUGCUCCAAGAAGUUGACCUGCUCGUCGGCGCCUUGCAAGAUGUCGCAGAAGGCAAAAUUGACCCUGUCACCACCCUCGAAGACGCCCUGGGCUCUCUAUCGGACGUUCGCAACGCUAGCGAAGCAGGUGUCGUCGGUGUCGCUGUCGACCUCGUCACAAAGGGUCUUGCCCCGAAGAAUAUCAUCGACCUACUCGAAGGGUUGAGCGAUAACGAAAUCAAUUCAGUGAACAACACGAAUCCCAGAAAUCCCCAGACCUCCAUCUUCCCCAAAAGCUCCUCCGACGCACCUUACAGUCAACGCGAGGAAGAUCUGCGCUCGGCAAUUUACAUUCCCGACGACUUUCAGUACGGCGCCAACGGCAAGCGCCCCGUGCUUCUCGUCCCUGGUACCGCCGGUUCCGCUGGUAGCUCGUAUUACUUCAACUUCGAGAAAUUGCUCCGGGAAACCGACUUUGCGGACCCCAUUUGGGUCAAUGUUCCCGACUACUCGCUUGGCGAUAUCCAGGUAAACUCGGAGUACAUUGCAUACGCGAUCAAUUACGUUGCUGCAGUAUCCAAUACCACGAUUGGAGUCGUUGCCGCAUCUCAAGGAAACGUUGGCGUUCAAUGGGCCCUGAAAUACUGGCCUUCGUCACGGGAAUCCGUGGAAGAUUUCAUGGCGAUCAGCGCUGACUUCCAUGGAUCGUACUUGAUAGAGGCGUGCCUGAUACCGAACUCUUUCUGCACGCCUGCUGUUUUGCAACAGGCUUAUGAUUCGGAGUUUAUCAAGACUCUUCGCUCGGACGGUGGUGAUUCCGCCUAUGUUCCUACCACAAGUGUCUACUCUGGUCCUGAUGAAGUCGUUACACCACAGACGGAUCCUGAUGCGUCCGGUGAGCUGAGUGAUGCUCAUGGUGUUGGGAGUACGAAUACUCAAAUUCAGCUAGCUUGUCCUGGGUUGCCGGCUGGUGGCUUUUAUUUCCAUGGUAGUCUCAUUGUGAACCCGAUUACUUGGGCACUGUUUGUUGACGCCAUCACUCAUGAGGGACCGGCGGAUUUGUCGAGAAUUGACCUUGAUUCUAUUUGUGCUCGGUUGAUUACGCACGGCCUGGGUUUGACUGAUAUGCUGGGUUCUGAGCUCGCGGUCGACCUUGAAAGUGUUGUUGAUCAGCUUGAGUAUGGGUAUAUGGGGCCUAGUGUGGAACCGGCUAUCAAGGACUAUGCUCAGUCUUCUUCAUAG
This is a messenger RNA of Penicillium brevicompactum, 1371 nucleotides long. RefSeq names its product putative lipase. Bases 1 to 1371 code for a protein of 456 amino acids. The transcript has a single exon. Lineage: Eukaryota; Fungi; Ascomycota; Eurotiomycetes; Eurotiales; Aspergillaceae. The record is from RefSeq and is a predicted model, not a curated record.